CAUAAUUUUAGAAAAAUGGCAUCAACGCUACUGAGAAGUGAAAAAGAAAUAUUUAUAAAUGCGCCAUGGGGUAAAAUAGCAGCGCUCACGUGGGGUGACCAUUCAAACCCUCCAAUUAUCUUAUGCCAUGGUAAAAUGGACACUUCGUCUGGAUUCCGGCCUCUAGUGUCAUUAUUGCCUCCUUCUUUCUUCUACGUAAGCGUAGACUUGCCAGGCAAUGGUCAUUCGGAUCAUUUUCCACCAGAGGGCAGAUUUACUGUGGUCGAUUUUGUUCCUACCAUACAUUAUGUACAGGAACAUUUUAAAUGGAAGAAGUUUGCAUAUAUUGGUCAUUCUCUGGGAGUCAUCAUUGGUAAAUAUUUCAAUAUCGCUUACCCGGGCUGUAUCUCACGAAUGGUGGAGCUAGAUCCCGUACCGGCGCACGAGUCGUGGUCAGUGGAUAACUUUGGACAUUGGUACCACAUAUUCUAUGGGGACUAUUAUAACAGCGAGCGCUACAAGAAACAGACCGCUAAAGUCGACACUGCACCGAAAUAUACUUACGAAAAGGCAAAGGAUCUAAUGAUGAACACUCGAAGUUUGACAGAAGAAGCUGCGAAACACGUUCUUGAGAGAGCAUUGACACCUGUAGGAGAUGGAUUAUACAGAUUCACAUACGACCAACGCCUUAAAGAAAUACCUCGUAUGCCAUGGACACCGGAGUUCUUGAAGGAAUUAUACACUUCUGUAGAAACACCCACGUUCACCGUCUUAGCAAAAUCGAUAGUUGAAAUGGGCGCUUAUCAUUUUACGCCCUUUUUAUUCAAUGAGGCAGAAUGGCCUAACAAGAAUUACAGGUACAUAAAUUAA
Hyposmocoma kahamanoa is the source of this 849-nucleotide messenger RNA. Its product is annotated as serine hydrolase-like protein 2. The transcript is spliced from 5 exons. The coding region runs from base 16 to 849 and encodes 277 amino acids. The record is from RefSeq and is a predicted model, not a curated record. Lineage: Eukaryota; Metazoa; Arthropoda; Insecta; Lepidoptera; Cosmopterigidae.